UUCGUAGUGCCAGUCUACCAGAGGAGAAGAGCAGUGGAACUGAAAUAAGUCUGUUUAGGUUACCGUUUUGGUCCAAUCCCAAAUGGGAGAAGCACGUCCACAACAACCGAUUCUCCGACAAGGCUAUCUUCCGUACGACAUCGUACUGAACAUCCUGGCAAGACUACCUGUGAAAUCAGUCAUAAGAUUCAGCAUUAGAAUGUUCAAGAGGUUGCCUGAUACUUGCUUAGGACAGUUAAAAGGCGUUACGCUCGGAUUCUCGUAUCAUCCCGAGAAUAAUGACUACAAGGUUGUGAGGAUUUCCUGUUUGUCUUUGUUUACACAUGAGAUUGAGGUGUACACGUUAAGUUCGGAUUCGUGGAGGAGUGUUGGAACCACCAGUUUGACAGCAACCAAUGUUAUGUUCUAUGAUAAAAACCAUCCUUUGCCAAUCCCAUUGGUUAAUGGAGCUUUGCACUGGGUGUCAAAUGCCGUAGAAGGUGAAGAGAAUCACUGGAGUAGGAUGAUUAUGGCUUUUGAUGUCAAUAGCGAGCGAUUCAGAGAGCUAGCACUGCCUGAUGGGUCUGUUGAUGAGAACACCUUCCAGAGAUUUCUUGCAUUGUUCAAGGGGAAAUUGGCUUUACUUGCGUGGGAACAUAGGGAACAACCUGGCACCCAAUACUCCAUAUGGAUGAUGAAGGAGUACGGCGUGAUUGAGUCUUGGAAUAAACUCUUUGUUGUACCAUUUGAAAGAGUAGCUCAUUGCAUUGCCUUUACCGAGUAUGGUUCGCUUCUGGUUUGCUACAUCAAUGAUCAAGCAGAGGUGCAGGGAUUUAAGUUUGUAUUAGUUGACACUGAAACUCUACAUGAGAAGAAGGAUCCUGAUAUCCAACAUUAUUCAUCUGUAGCUACUUUCAUGGAGAGUCUUGUUUUAUUUGAUGGAGCAAACGUGGUAUCUUACUAAGCAUAUGGCGGAGUGUAUAUAAGAAGUGAAGUAAUUAUUGGUAUGGACGAAUUGAAACCUUUGUUAUUCCUUAUCCUUUUAGUAGUAGGCAUGUUUGUCUUGCUAAAAGCUUGAUUUUUACCCAGGUUUACAUA
Quercus lobata is the source of this 1077-nucleotide messenger RNA. Its product is annotated as F-box protein CPR1-like. The record is from RefSeq and is a predicted model, not a curated record. Gene Ontology annotation, molecular function: protein binding. The coding region runs from base 83 to 943 and encodes 286 amino acids. The transcript is spliced from 2 exons. Lineage: Eukaryota; Viridiplantae; Streptophyta; Magnoliopsida; Fagales; Fagaceae.